AGCGGCGAUGGCUUUUGACGUCACUUCAUCAGGAAGUAAACAACAAUGGCUGUACGUUGUACUAAUAAGUUGCACUACUCGUUUUUAUUCGUAUUUGUAUUGGUGUGUGUUUUGUUUGGAAAGUCGGCCAGCUCUUUGACUUCAGAUAAACCUGGACAUGGUGAAUUCAAACAUUUCCGAAGUUUUCGAAGUGUUUCAGAGCCUACAGCUCCACCACCAGGGGUCAGGCUGCACCCCGGUGUCGUCGCCUCCGUCGUAAUCGUCGCAACUGCUGCAAUAGUGGCUGCAUUUUUUAUUAUUAGGAAAUACUGUUUCCCGCAGAGUGAUGCCACAUACAGAUACUCUGUGCUGAGGCGGAUGGAGGAGCAGAGAGAGGAAGAAUCUGAUGAGGAUCUUUUGGAAUGAAACCAGGCGUGAUGUGGAAUUAUUAUUAGUAUAAAAAAAACAAUAAUAAUUCUCAGGAUUUUCUUCAGAAACAGUUUGUCCUUUUCAGCCCCAUCUUCCUUCUGUCCUUAGUUUUAAUGCCAAAACUAUUAUGGGUUUUUAAAGGUCACAUGGUGCUGGUUAAUGUUGUAAAUGUGAAUGGCAAGAUUAUUUAUUAAGAACUGCCUUCAGGAUCCAGAGUGAAGCGAUCAAAAAGUUUGGAACUGUGAAACACAGCCAAUGAGUCUGAGAUUUUAUUUAUUUUGUUGUUGUUAUUGUUUGUUACAGGAAAAUACAACCCACUAUUUUCAAUGUUACUCUAAUUUUUGAGUUUUAAUGGGUUGAGAAUAUGUUUGAUCUAAACCUUAACAACUCAAAAGCAACCGAACAUAACCUAACUUGAACCUAAUGUGUCCUGUUGGUGGAAAUUUCAGGAAUUAAAAGCUACAUGGCUCUGAUAAAUGGUCCAAAUAAGAUUGUACAUGUUUAAAUAAUAAGUCUAAUAUUUGACUAGUUGGAUCUUGUUUAAAUAAAUCUGAACUAAGGGGGUCCAUGGAAUUUAUUAAAGUUAAAGGGGUUCUUGGCUGCAAAAAGUUUGAGAACCUCAGCACUACAGUAUAACACAAUAAUUAAAUGGGCUUUGUCACUAUCCUUAAUCUGUAUUCCCACUAAUUAUAAGGAAUUUUAUGCUGAAAGUUUUUCCUCAUUGCUUAUUGUGUGUAGUGUAGGUAAAACAUUGCAUUUUUUUCACAUUAAGAUUUAUGGGCAAUUGUCUAAUCAGGUGACUCCCCUUGGGCUUUUGCGCAUAUUUGCUUUAGUUAAGGAUUUUGUAUUUCUUUCAGUUUUUCUAAAUGUGAGUAGGGGUUACAUAUGUGUUUGGUCUACCAGUAUGGUUAGCACAUUUUCCUCGCACCUUUGGGGUGCCAGGAAAUCCCCGCCUCUGCCCUGUGCAUGCAGAGCUGGCAUGUUCUCCCCAUGCUUCAGGGGUUUCCUCUGGGUACUCUGGUUUCUUCCCCCAGUCCAAAGACAUGCACUAUAUGUUGAUUGGCAUUUCCAAAUUGUCCUUAGUGUGUGAAUGGGUGUGUGCGAUUGUGCCCUGUGAUGAGUUGGCACCCUGUCCAGGGUGUCCCCCUGCCUUGUGCCCCGAGUUCCCUGGGAUAGACUCCAGGAUCAGCCUUGUGUAGCAUAAGUGGUACAGAAAUUGGAUGGAUGUUAAAUCAGUCUUGGGUUAACGUAUAUUGUUAGAUAAGUUAAACAAGGUUCUUUCUGUGUCAUUUUGUGUUGUAAUUGUUUUGUUUUGCUGCCUGAGAAUGUGAGUAGAUUUCCUUGUUAGAUUUUGUUGACUGUGUGAUUUAUGUAGUGCUUCAUUGUAUGAAUUGAUAUGUACCUCUGAAACACCUGAGAGAAAUUUUAUGACCUGAAAUUGUUUGAGUAAUUGCUGAAAAUUCACCACUCAGGAUUAAAGUUAUUUCAAACCCCA
Ictalurus punctatus (channel catfish) is the source of this 1903-nucleotide messenger RNA. RefSeq lists its product as uncharacterized. The record is from RefSeq and is a predicted model, not a curated record. Lineage: Eukaryota; Metazoa; Chordata; Actinopteri; Siluriformes; Ictaluridae. Bases 46 to 405 code for a protein of 119 amino acids. The transcript is spliced from 4 exons.